Molecule: messenger RNA, 1575 nt
Organism: Penicillium hordei
Lineage: Eukaryota; Fungi; Ascomycota; Eurotiomycetes; Eurotiales; Aspergillaceae
Exons: 2
Coding region: 1-1575 (524 amino acids)
Source: RefSeq, a predicted model, not a curated record
AUGUCGAGACAACCACGAUCCAUAGCGAGCGCGGGCAGCGAGUCCAUUGGGAGUAUUCCACAGCGAUCUUCUCCGCACGGAGAGCGCUCCGGCUCGAACCCUGCAUCUUCCACGGGAGACAACGAUGAUACGGCGCUGCCAUCAAUGGAAUUCCACUCACAUUCCCACUCUCAGCCGUCUAUUGCCCAUCGCCGAACGGGAAGCACGUUGAAAACGGUCAUGCGCAAGAUCUUCAACCGCAAAAGACAAAGUCAAGCCGACGAACUGGAGGAGAACCCAUCCGAAUCCACUUUUGCGAUGCCACCGAUGCGAAAAUCAGGACCAGCGAAAGGCAGACCGUUGUUGGCUGUUCCGCCUCCUUUGAAUUUGAAUUUACACCGAAGCAGUCCACUCUCGGCGGAGAACCUGCAGCUCGCUGGAACACAUCUGUCUCCGAUUAUGUCUCCACUAUCUCCUCUAUCCUCUGCAACCUUGCGCGAUUCAAUGCCGGGUAGCAUGCAGCCACGUCGAAGACGCGCAACUCUCCCUAGCGUGGUUUUCUCAGACGAUGAAUCUCGACACAGCUUGCUCUCCCACCGCCUAUCAAGGAGCACGGAUGCAUUGCGCGAAAUGACAGAUAACAUGCCAGAGAUCAUGACCUCUUGGCCACAGCGCACAUCAUCCGCGCCUAGGCCAGCCUCGGUUCCUGACUCGCAGUCCCCGCCAUUAGAUGAAAGCUCUAAUAGUGGAUAUUCGGGGCGGCCCUCACCGGGAACAACAGUAACCAGUGUGACCCGAGUGUCCGCCGAACCAUCCUUGAUGGAAGUCGAGCAAACACCAGAACGACCCAGCCUCCCGUCGAACCUCGCAAGUCUAGUCAGCACAAUGCAGCAAGAUGACAGUGUCACCCUGGAACAGCGGUUGACCACACUCGAAGUGAAACUAAUUGAUUUGGAAUUCGCUAUUGCGCGAAUGCAAACCAACGGCCCCGAAAAUUCCACCGAAAAACCAUCGCGCCCCCGACAGCCCCCUUCAGCAGACUCCUUCCCUCCUCACAUGCGCAACAAACCCACCGCAAGCGACCGCGACGAUUCCCCAAGCCCCCUCCCAAACAUCUCCACCCGCCCCUCCAGCACAAGCACAAUCCGCGCAGACACAAUGGCCCCACGCACCCUCCGCCCCGCCCCAUCAGCCUCAUCCCUGUCCGACUACCACGGCGUCUCAAUUGAGCAAUACAGCACGCUAGUCACGCUCCUGCGUCGUGAACAAACAGCCCGCAGAAACCUCGAGACACAAGUCGGCAGUUUGCGCGAUGACAUUCGCGAUCUGCAGCGCGCAGCUCUCGAGUCCAUGCAGUCGGGUAUAGGCAUGAGCAUGAUGCAGCCCGCGUGUUCCACGGAGUCGCGACAGUUCCUGCGUUUCCGUCGCGCACUAGAUGACUCUAAUACCUCUCCGGCACUGAGGUCAGAUGAUAAGCGCACUGGUAUUGAGGACACUGACUCCGAUUGGGAUCGGUCAGAUAUCUAUUCCCGCGAUGAUCCCUUCGGUCCUCCGAAGUGGGAGCGUCAGCGGAUUAUCACUACCCCUAUGAUUUGA